This is a messenger RNA of Acytostelium subglobosum LB1, 1749 nucleotides long. RefSeq lists its product as hypothetical. The transcript is spliced from 5 exons. Bases 1 to 1749 code for a protein of 582 amino acids. NCBI's taxonomy places the organism in Eukaryota, Evosea, Eumycetozoa, Acytosteliales, Acytosteliaceae. The record is from RefSeq and is a predicted model, not a curated record.
AUGGAUAUAAAUACUCCAACUCUAACGUCACAAAAGCCAAGAGUUUAUGCUGCACCUCGAGGUAGUAAACAAGUAGCCUCAUUCAAGAUCACUUGUGAACUGGACAUUGACGAUCUAAAGAAGAAGGCCAAGGAAGAGUUCUCUUCACUCCAGUCAUAUUUCCCUGAUCAGUUUGGAUUCAAAGACAUCAACGGUCACCUCCACAUGAACGAAACACUUUUGUCGGAUCUUCCAACAGAGGAUGGCGUACUAAAGCUCUACGUGCACAUUCCAAGUAAUGUCACAAUAGCAUCACAAGGUAUCAUAGCUCCCGAUCCAACUCAAACAUCGUUUUGGACUCAACUUAACAAGGCCAUCUCAAUUGACAAUGUACUUGUCUUGAUGGAGAACACUCACUUCCCAACCAGACCCGACCUAUCCACAUUGUUGAUAAGGAAGUCAUAUACAGAGCUGUACGAUAUCAUUGUCAAGACUGAGAGACCAAGUCAGAUCACUGUCUUGAAGGGCAAUCCUGGCAUUGGCAAGUCAAUGUUUCUCUUCUUCUACUUGUGGAAGAAGAGGUGCUCUGGCUCCUGCCCCAAGAACAUCGUUUUCGACUGCUUCUCACGAGAUGCCAUCCACUUUACAUUUGACCACAUGAACAAACCAGUUGCCUAUGUUGGCAAUCGCACCAAGUUCGAACAUAUUGUUCGUCAAGAAGAUACAAUAUAUCUUGUGGAUGGACAGACUCCAAUGGCCGCCAACUCAUUUGUUCUCUUGGCAACCUAUCCAAGGAGAAACAACUAUGAACAAUACGCCAAGGAGAGAGCGAACAACACAUUUAUCAUACCAGUCUGGACUUUGGAUGAGAUCACCGUUGCCAACUCUCAGAAACAGUACAUGCGAGAUGUCAAGCAAGUCAUAGAAAGGUAUAGAGGAUGGGGUGGAAUUCCAAGAUAUGUGUUGGAGAAAAUAGACCUAGCCUCUCAACAAGAACUCCAGUUGGCCAUUGGAAGAACUGACUAUGAAACAAUCAUAUUUGGGUCAGAAUACAUCAAGGAUAUGAUUGCCCAGAGGUUCUACUGGAACUGGACACAGCAGGUGGUUGAUGCAAUUGAGAAAGGCUGUACAGACCUGUCUUCAGCCAACAUUGGAAAACUCUUUGAGCAACUAUGUCAAAGAACCAUUCAGUUUGGUCAGGAAUUUGAUGUUCGACCUUUGGAUGGAUUGGGCGAUGAGUUCAAUGGCACACUUGAGCUCCCAUUCAAUGGAGUUAAUGGAUUCAAAGAUAUGAACGCUUUGAAGGAGAUGGACUUUAGGAAACACAAGCCAACAAAUGACAUCCUUUGGAGACCAUCAGAGAGUACCUUCCCUUGUGUUGACUCAUUCGCCUUCAGAGAUGGUGAACAGUGUUACAUGUUCAAGGUCACCUAUUCAAGCAAGCCCCACUCAAUCUCUCACGUAGAAUAUGGUCAUCUCAUCAAUGCUCUGUCUCUCGGCGAUACAACCAAAUUCUAUCUAUUCUUCAUUGUUCCAAACCAGACCUACCUCUCUUACCGCCUGCAGAACUUUGUCACCAACAAUGAUUCACUCAACUGGGUCGAUGGUCAGAUCCCAAACCUCCCUCAAUGUCGACAAUAUGCCCUUCGAAUCAACUUCUCUGGUCUCACACCUUCAACAAUAUACCCUCUCCACGAUCAAGAUUCGAUCGAGUCCUCCAAUUACUCAUCCCCUACUUGUCCAUUCCCAAUGCCAAUUCUGUUUGAUUGA